GCGGGCCGAGGGCGCCUGCAGCUGCUCCCGCGCGCGCAGCCCCGGGGAGGCGGAGGAGGACGGACCGGGAUCCGGGGACUGAGACUGACACUUCUACUCCUCCCGGUUACUGGCCACUUAGGCGGGACCCCCUAACUCACCCGCGCUAGAGCAACGCGAUUUUUGAAAAAAAAAAAUAGCAAAGCAAGAAAAAAAAAAAAAAAGAAAGAAAAAGCAACCAGUGACCCCCCCCCCCACACCACCACCCUUUUCUUAGCCCCCUCCUCCCUUUUCCUGCUUCGGCGAGAGCUCCCUCCUUCCGGCUCCGCCAGCCCCGGCGCCCCUUCCCCGGGAAGCCGAGCGCCCCAGCCCGCAUCUCGCCCAAGCCGCCGCCGCUGCCGCCUCUCGCUGCCUUGCAAUAUAGGGGACAAGCAGACCAUGGUGAAUCCGGGUAGCAGCUCGCAGCCUCCCCCGGUGACGGCCGGCUCCCUCUCCUGGAAGCGGUGCGCUGGCUGCGGGGGCAAGAUCGCGGACCGCUUUCUGCUCUAUGCCAUGGACAGCUACUGGCACAGCCGCUGCCUCAAGUGUUCCUGCUGCCAGGCACAGCUGGGCGACAUUGGCACGUCGUGUUACACCAAGAGCGGCAUGAUCCUUUGCAGAAACGACUACAUUAGGUUAUUUGGGAAUAGCGGUGCUUGCAGCGCGUGCGGUCAGUCCAUUCCUGCGAGUGAACUCGUCAUGAGGGCGCAAGGCAAUGUGUAUCAUCUCAAGUGUUUCACAUGCUCUACCUGCCGGAAUCGCCUGGUCCCGGGAGAUCGGUUUCACUACAUCAAUGGCAGUUUAUUUUGUGAACACGAUAGACCUACAGCUCUCAUCAACGGUCAUUUGAAUUCACUUCAGAGCAAUCCACUACUUCCAGACCAGAAGGUCUGCUAAAAGGUCAGAGUAAUGCAGAAUGCGUGCCUUCAUCUCAGAUUCUGUUCAUCACAGGUGGACCCCUCGUGUCUUCUGUAGACAGUCACCUUUGUAGCCAGCACCAGUGCCAGCUCUCAUGCCAUUGCACCUUUAGUCUUGAUUGCCCUUCCCGCAUUUAUUGGUGUAUUAAAAUGACUGAACAUGAACAUUAAGGACUCCAUGAACCUGGGCUAAUGGGAGACUGUAGAGAAAAUGAAAAAAGAUUCACCAGAGGACAUCUUUGUGGGGGGAGGGAGCUUGGGGGGAGGGAAAUGACUAAUGAAGCUAAUUAAAAGAAGCAUUCAAAUCUGCUUUCCACCCUCAUUAACAAUUAGCAGGGCACCGGCCAGAGUUUGCACCCCGUGUUUUAACUUAACAACAUUCUGUUUGCUCUUUGUAUAUUUAAGUGUUGUAAGGAAACGUGUUUCAAUCAAACUGAACAUGAGUUAAUGGAAAGAGAUGUGGCUUUUGUGAUAUUCAAUCACAGACACUUUUAUUGUAUCUCUGUAAAAUACAAUGUAUGUAUGCAUGUAAGUGUUUCUGUCCUGUUGCUACACCCAUGGCAAAGUUUAAAAUGGAAAAAAAAAAAAAGAAUGAAAAAAAAGGAAAAAAAGUUGAAAAAAAUCAGGCUCAUAGCAGCUGCUGUGUAGAAAUCUCCCUCUACUUCUAAUUUGCUGAAUGAAGAAAAAAAAUCUUUUAUUUGUGAUAUUUUCAGAGACAUUUGCUCUAGUAUGGUGUAUUUAAAUAAUAAAAAACUUAAAAGAAAAAAUAUUCAAUGGAAUUUGGGUUUAAACACUGCUUUUUCUCUUAUGUAUUUUUGGAAGAAUUUAGGGUGUGUUCUUUUUGUUGUGUCCUUUAUAUUAAGCUUACUAAAUUUGAGGGGGGUGGGAAGUGGUAUCUAUAUUUAUUUAGCUCUGGGCCAAUAAAGUAUUCUUCAGAUUAUUUAACCCUGCCAUUUUUGGCAGAAGUACAAA
Molecule: messenger RNA, 1907 nt
Organism: Jaculus jaculus (lesser Egyptian jerboa)
Lineage: Eukaryota; Metazoa; Chordata; Mammalia; Rodentia; Dipodidae
Gene: Lmo4
Product: LIM domain only 4
Exons: 5
Coding region: 418-915 (165 amino acids)
Source: RefSeq, a predicted model, not a curated record